Messenger RNA from Hermetia illucens (black soldier fly), 4904 nucleotides. RefSeq lists its product as uncharacterized. The transcript is spliced from 9 exons. Lineage: Eukaryota; Metazoa; Arthropoda; Insecta; Diptera; Stratiomyidae. Bases 1942 to 2961 code for a protein of 339 amino acids. The record is from RefSeq and is a predicted model, not a curated record. Gene Ontology annotation, cellular component: neuron projection membrane. Gene Ontology annotation, biological process: synapse organization.
GAUCGUAAUGUGAAUUCCAUUUGGAUUUUCCUUGGGUUCCAAGUCUGUCGUGAUUUUCCGCGUAUUCUGCCUGGUGGUGUACGGGUACUCUCCGGUUGGCAUAAACAGUUUUGUCCGUUGUUUUUCAUUUGCGGCGUUGACUCUGUUUCGGGGGUAAUUUGGGAGCAUAGCUUGCACGAGGAAAGUUGGAAAAUAUAUCGGGGUUCAGGGUGCGGGCUUGCUGGGCUGGUCUUCGAGAUGUCCGCCUGAAUAUUGUUGUUUACUUGGGGGUUAAGGUCACCCGCUGGCGCUCUCCGGUCGCUAAUAGACAUCCUAUUUAAAAAGGAUCCUCGAAUUUCCUAAGGUGGAAUAGCUAUUCUUGUUGUCGUUACGCGUGAACCGGAAUCCUCCGUACACAUGAAGUUAAUUUGCCGAGGUUGAAGGGUGGAGUGGUGUAGCCUGGUGAUUUGAACGCGGAUGUGGACGGGGCUGGAACGGAACUAAUUUAGUGCUUGUGAUUUGAACAGUGAUACGACGUGUUGGGAUUUACUUUCCUUUGGGCAUACCACGAUAAAAUUGGUGACGCAUGACCGCAUUCUUCCGGUCUCUCUACUUUCUCUAUUUUUAAAAAAAUAGGAAAGAAAAAAGUGAGUGUACAAAGUGGGAAAGUCAGGAAAAUUCGGGCAAAUAAAGAAGGCAUUUUAGUGUUUCCAAGCCUAAGUACAGUGGAAUCGAUUCAAUAUUCGCGGAGUGAUACCGACCAGUCCUCCCGCAACCACCCUCGGAUGUUCAGCCAGGGAGGUGCGUGCCGUCGAAGUAACAGUGCUAAUAAAAAUUUAUUAUGAGUGUGUUUUGCAUUUUUAAGUGAAAGUGAAUGGGAAUAUGAGGCUCACGUGCCAUUAAAGUUAACAAGAUAGAAGGAUAUAACGUCUUAUUAAGUUGCUGGAUUAUUAAGUUACGCGGAGAGCUCUAGUGAGGCUGGAGCUAAAGAAAAAGGGAUUUUGUGCGAUUACUUGCUGAAUAUUAAUAGACUAUUGUUCGUUGGAUGUUGCGGGGAUGAGCUUACGUAAUUCAAGGGAGCUACAGAACUGAAGUUUCAAGAAACGCCGUGGGAUUCGUCCUCACCGAACAAAAUACUACCGCUAAAACUGUAAACAACAACAGCCAGAAAGAUAAUUGAAACAUCAGAAAUAACAACUACAUCACAGAUAUCUAGAGUCCAUCAUCAAAGCUCACCCACAGGCUACACGUCAGUUUCUACUAUACGUCAAGAGCUUACCAAUUUGCUUCCAUCAUGUAUCCUGCGACGAUUGCUUCCCAGGUUGCUGAGGCUUCAACUACACAACCAAAAAUAGCUUCCCAUUAGAGCAAUUAAAACAGCGACCCAGGCUAUUAUAGCUACGAUCCAAGGAUCUCUGCCAGAUGAAGUAAUUCCACAUAAGGACCAGAAAGCCGAAGGGGGUGCCAGUAAAAAAAUAUCCCAGCAUCAAUUUCAGUAUGAAAACAAAGCGUCGUUGUAGAUAUAUGUUAACAUCAAAAUUAGACAACUAGGACAGCAAAACAGGUACAAAGGGACAGGGACAGGACAACAAAACAAAGCCUGUGGGGGUGGAAUCAGAUGUAGCCCGCCACUUACUUGGCUAAGCAUUCCACCUUGGCAAACCUGAAAGUCAGAAUGAUGACAUUCAUAUCGACUUCAACGACUUCUCUGCCGCUGAGCAUUACAAGGAUCUCCAGUUUGCCAUCAAGCGUCCCCAACAUGAAUGCAACCCCAACCGAGUUGAUACAUAGUGGAAAACUAUUAAUCGACUACCACUACGACUGCCAACGUUAUUGUUAGGAAGGACUCUUUGAGCAUAUCCCCGGGACAGGACAAAACGCCGGGGCCGAAGGAUUGAUACAGUCCAGCCAUUGAAAGGACAUAGUCAGCGCAGUUAUAGCUUCGACGUGGAGUUAGUUAGAAUGGAUUUAAUGACAAUAGUCGGAAGAUGUCUUUGGACUUUGGUCUUUAUUAUCUCGUUUAUUUGCUGUGAAACGUUUUCAGAUAUGGGAAAACUAUCAUCAUCGAGUUUUCAGAAUCACUUUAGCACAUCGGCAUCAUCACAUUUUACAACGAAGAAUAAUACGAAGGUGGUGGCACAAAAAGGUGGACUAGCAAUUCUUCCAUGUGCUCUUAAAUUGAAUUCGCCAGCCACGGUGUCAUGGAUACGACGUCGUGAUUUUCAAUUGCUCACCGUUGGCUUGUCUACCCACAGCAGUGACGGUCGCUUUUUGGUGGAACAUACAAGACAUAUGGGUCACUGGUCGUUACGAAUAAAAUCUGUACGUGAGGAGGACCGGGGCCUUUACGAGUGCCAAUUAUCUGUGCAUCCAUCGGAAUCGAUAUUUGUUGAACUCAAAGUUGUAGAAGCAGUUGCUGAAAUCGCUGGAGCCCCGGAUUUACAUAUUGAUGAGGGUUCGACGUUACGACUGGAGUGUAAGCUUAAACGUGCCACCGAGAAUCCAUCUUUUGUAUUUUGGUAUCAUGACAAUAAAAUGGUAAACUACGACUCGCAGGAUGGAUUCUCCGUCACUUCAUUUCAAUCCCUCAGCUCAUCGCCUAUUAGUUCCAUUGAUGCAGCGAGUAGCAACAAUAUAACGAGUAGCUUAAUAACGAUGGCCUCAUUAUCAACACAACCGCAUUUGUUGGCGUCAUCGACAAGUAUCCUAACUAUUGAGAAAGUGCACUUUAACCACGCCGGAAAUUACACAUGUGCCCCAUCCAACACCAGGGCUGCCAGCAUUACAGUGCAUGUGUUACGUGGUGAAAAGCCAGCAGCUAUGCAACACGCAAACCGCAGCACCAUUGAAGAUGGCAAGUCCAAGGCAUCCCCAUCAAUACGGAGCAAUGCAACCGAACGACUUCUCUCCUUUUGGUAUCUAAUAGUCUUAAGUGCAAUUUACACUAACUGUUUUGGAAUAAUGUCCUUGACAAACAGAUGAAACUUGUUCCAAGUGAAAGUCUAGCCAAACGUCGAAACUGUACAGGUAGUUAAUUUUAACAAUUACAUUAAUCACUACGAUUACUUGACAAAUGUACUCAACUAGAUGUAAGUCCUGGAAGCAUGAUGAAAUGAUUAUAUCGAGUGCAAGACUCAAUUACUAGCUAUACGUUUGCAAUGAGCCCCGAGGAGCCGGGGGAUGCAUUGUGAAGCACUGCCGGCUUGACGGGGAUAAUCCUGAAUUAAGACUCGGCGAAUGGGUAUCGGAAAUAUUCAUACAAGCUACGUCUGGGGCAUUUAAAGCUGCUUAAUUAAAUUCCACAGAAACCAGCGCUACGUGUAUCCAAAUGGAGUUUCGCAGGACUCAAUCUUCACCUGACUACCAUCCGGCUUCGUAUUCUCUCUGUUUUCAGCCCCGCUCCGGUUUCAAAUGUUCAUCCGUGCAACUUUUCCUAACACAUCCCACGAAGGACGCGAUGUUCCUUUAUGGGUAUAGUGGGUAUAGUGGAACGACAGGAGCCUGGUGAAGCCAUAGCUAAAUCCAUUUACUGGAGCUGCAACUCUUUCUCGUUGCAUAAAAGCCGCUUUUAUGGCUUUCGCGUACCUGGUGUUCCAUAUUUGAACGACCAGUGCAUGGCGGUAGUGACAAGGAUGACGGGGAUUGUAGCGAAUUGCAAGGAACCUGUGAAUGAAUAAAAAGUGGGUUAGUAACUUUGUCCAAUGGUGAUGCAUUUUCAAAUAACACUCGAGUAGUGUGUAUCGAAAUAAAGUCGGAUCCGUGUAAGAUUGGUUGACUGGCGAGAGAGGGUGAAGUGGCUACAGAAUGGUUUUGGGACUAAUGACUGCUGGAGGAAGUUCUAUUUCAGUGAAAAAGGAUUUCUAUGAAACUAAUAUGGAAUGGAAAGUGGCUUUCCCAGCAUUUCCGUAGGUAAAAAUAUUGAAGAGGGCAGACAGAUCAAAAGUUGUAGCUAAUGUAAGUGAACACCGUGACUAAUGUAUUGGGUUGAGGUAGUUCCGACUAGAAAGGAUUUUGAAACGCAAUAGUUCCGGCUCGAGUGGAUUUUGAAUUUGAAUUGAUAAUGAGGUACUAUGAUUGCUUGUUUAAGAGGGAUAUCAUGCUCCUUGUCACAAGGUAGAUAGUGUAAUAUUUGGUAUCACCUUCAUUUGAUACAACCUCGCUCUACUUUGCUUCCUGAAUGAAUAGAGGCGUUCAAAAAGUUUACGCUAGUAAGUCUCUAAGCCAUCAUAUCUAAUGAAUUUUUUUUAAAACGUCAAUGAAAGGAUUGACUUUAGCAAAGAACAUAGAUAAGUACAGGUAGUCCUAUUUUCUUCAAUUCCUUUGGUAGGUGACCUGAAUGCCUUUGCAUUCUUAGGGGGAAAUUUUCCUUACCCCAUCUCUGCCUUGGGAACAGUGUGACAUAGUCCUAUCUAGGACAGAGGCAAUGAGAAGUCUAGAUGGAACCGCAAAUUCUCUGUUUUUUAAAAGUCAGGUUCUAGUUCAGAAAAAGUGCCUGACGUUGCCUGGCGUUUAUCCUACAGUCGCUACAUUAGCACCACCGCACGCUUCCUCCUGUGUAUCAUCGACGGCUGCCACCGCUGAACCGUAGGCCUUUCCGACCUCGUGUCGUCCGAGCGGCCCCAAAUUGAACGUCGCCUCGCCACCGAAACAGCUGUUUGUGUCAAGGCUAGCAUACUCCACUAAGCCCGACGAAAUUCUGGCCUAUAUCAGAAGCAAAAGCAACUUAAUUUUGUCACCUCUUUCCUGUGUGAAGCUGACGAAGGAUGGCUCCCCUGACCGAGCUUCCUUCAAAGUGACAUAUCCCCAUGACUUCGAUGCUAUCGUCCAAUCCUCCUUUUGGCCACAGGGGGUCUUGGUUAAGCCUUAACAGAGGUCUAAGAUUUGUGAAAAUUUCCGGCCCGCCCGCCUGCCUCGCCGAACUUGAA